Messenger RNA from Calypte anna (Anna's hummingbird), 1330 nucleotides. RefSeq names its product aldolase, fructose-bisphosphate B (gene ALDOB). The transcript is spliced from 9 exons. Gene Ontology annotation, biological process: fructose 1,6-bisphosphate metabolic process; glycolytic process. Gene Ontology annotation, molecular function: fructose-bisphosphate aldolase activity; fructose-1-phosphate aldolase activity. Gene Ontology annotation, cellular component: cytosol. The record is from RefSeq and is a predicted model, not a curated record. Bases 118 to 1212 code for a protein of 364 amino acids. NCBI's taxonomy places the organism in Eukaryota, Metazoa, Chordata, Aves, Apodiformes, Trochilidae.
CCACUGGCAAGAAUGUUAUAAAAGCCAUUGAUUCAAAGGACUCGGUCUCUUCACCUACAACCACCUCACUGGAAGCUUGUAGAAGAAGAGGCACUGUCCACAAACAAAUCAGUCAAGAUGACCCACCAGUUCCCAGCACUGUCUGCAGAGCAGAAGAAAGCUCUGGCAGACAUUGCUCAGAGGAUUGUGGCUUCAGGGAAGGGGAUCCUAGCUGCAGAUGAAUCAGUUGGUACCAUGGCCAACAGGCUGCAGAGGAUCAAUGUGGAGAACACUGAGGAGAAUCGCCGGGCUUUUCGAGAGAUCCUCUUCACUUCAGAUGCUUCCAUCAGCCAGAGCAUUGGGGGAGUGAUCCUGUUCCAUGAGACUCUCUAUCAGAAGGACAGCACUGGAAAGCCAUUUACAGCUCUCAUCAAAGAAAAAGGCAUUGUGAUAGGAAUAAAGCUGGAUAAAGGUGCAGCACCCCUUGCUGGAACAAAUGGAGAAACCACCAUCCAAGGGCUUGAUGGACUGGCUGAGCGCUGUGCCCAGUACAAGAAAGAUGGUGUAGACUUUGGCAAGUGGCGUGCAGUGCUGAAGAUCACCAGCACAACACCCUCUGAACUCGCCAUCCAAGAGAAUGCCAAUGCAUUGGCUCGCUAUGCCAGCAUCUGCCAGCAGAAUGGCUUGGUGCCCAUUGUGGAGCCAGAAGUCUUGCCUGAUGGAGACCAUGAUCUCCAGCGCUGUCAGUAUGUCUCAGAAAAGGUUCUGGCUGCUGUCUACAAGGCCUUGAGUGAUCAUCAUGUGUACCUGGAAGGGACACUACUGAAACCCAACAUGGUGAUGGCUGGGCACUCCUGCCCCAAGAAGUACACCCCUCAGGAUGUAGCUGUAGCAACUGUCACUACUCUUCUCCGCACUGUUCCUGCUGCUGUUCCUGGAAUUUGCUUCUUGUCUGGAGGUCAGAGUGAAGAGGAGGCUUCUGUCAACCUGAAUGCCAUGAAUCAGUUACCUGUGGCUAAGCCUUGGAAACUGACCUUCUCAUAUGGCAGAGCCCUGCAAGCCUCUGCCCUGGCAGCAUGGUUGGGCAAGAGUGAAAACAAGAAGGCUGCACAGGAGGCUUUCCGCAAGCGGGCACAGAUUAACAGUUUGGCUUGCAGAGGACAAUAUGUCACCUCUGGGAAGACUGAUGCAGCUGCUACCCAGUCGCUUUUCACUGCCUGCUACACCUACUAAAAGAGCAGGGACCUUCCUGUGUCCUGACUCUCUUCACAAGGUCGAAUAUGUUCAGAAAUGAAAGAAAAUCUAAUUUUCCUUACCCUAAAUAAAACUGGGUUAAAAUGGAUCAGCUUCC